This is a messenger RNA of Suhomyces tanzawaensis NRRL Y-17324, 1146 nucleotides long. RefSeq lists its product as uncharacterized. NCBI's taxonomy places the organism in Eukaryota, Fungi, Ascomycota, Pichiomycetes, Serinales, Debaryomycetaceae. The record is from RefSeq and is a predicted model, not a curated record. The transcript has a single exon. Bases 1 to 1146 code for a protein of 381 amino acids.
AUGCUAGUGGCUUCUUUAGAUAAAGAAAACGUGGUGCCAACGACUCCAUCGCCCACGAAGGUACCCUCAACAAGGCCAGUGUCCAGUGCCUCGCCAUUGAGGCCGUUGCGUAACGACUCGAUGAAUGGUGCUCCCUGGAGUGUCAAGGCCAGAACCGAUGAGUACUUGAGGAAGGCUCAGAUGAGCCGUCAUGAGAGUAAAGUCCACGACAGUGGAGUCCGUGGAGUCAGAGCAGCAGACAAGGGUGUUUCUAGCAGAACCAGUCAGGAAUCGAGAACAGUUGGAAAGGAAACUAACAGAGUGGUUGAAAUGGCCAAACCAGCUAGAACAGCUGAAAUUCCUUUCAGAACUGUUGAAAAAUCGAUUUCUGGUGCUAAAACUGCUCUUUCUGACCCAUUUACCGUGUCCACUCCUCCCGUAACUCCCCACCAGUUGCUCGACCAGUACACCCGCAAGCAAAACCAGAUCAAAGAACACGAAAACCACAUCCAGAGGCUCCGUUUUGAGCUCGACGAGAUAGCAGCACAGCUCGAGUCUGCUAAGCGGGACGAGAAGUUCAGAGCACUCGAAGUGUCCAACAGACUCGACAUCUACAAACAGGCCCAUCUCGAGACCACCAGCCAGUUGCAGGGAUUGUCAGGCGAAGGACGAGAGUCCCGAGCAGGAGCAGAGCUCUUCAACACCAUCAAGAACCGUGCCUCCAGCAUGUUUGAGCCUGUUCAGAAUGAAGACUUUCUCAUCAAAAAUAUCACCAAGAAAGCGUCUUCCAUUUUCACGAUCCACAAUGACGACUUCACCAACAUCAAGAAAAAGGCUUCCACCAUGUUCCUGACCAGCAAGCGAGACUCGCAUCCGUUCCUGGUACAGAACGAUCGUUUCGACGAGCUCACCCAUAAAACCAGCCGCUUCUUCAGCGAUGUUAUAACCACCUUGUCUCCCAAAAAGACUGAUAGUUCAAAGAUGCCCGCAAUUGAUACCUCGUUCAAUAUCGACAACUUGUCAUUGGACGACGAACUGCACGAGUUGGUAUACGACGAAGAUGAGGAGAACUAUGAUGAGGACGAUGAGAACUACUUAGAUAUCGAUGACUACGAAAGCGACGGAGAAGUGCUGGCCUCCCUGAGCGACCUGCUUUCAACCAACUAA